AAACGAAAACAUUGUGAGUCAACUAUUUUUGGGUUCCGAUUUAGCGCAAUGGCCAAAAACACGUCCAGCUCCGCGUUCCGGAAGAUCGAUGUGGAUCAAUACAACGAGGACAACUUUAAGGAAGAUGACGCAGACCAGGCGGGCAGCGGGAUGAUUGUGCCGGACGAGGCCGAAAUCAACACGCUACUCAAUCAGGGGCGGAAUGUGGACGCGCUGAGAACGGUGCUACAGAACGCUCCGCUACUGUGCAAGAACCAGCAGGUGAAGGACAACGCACUGAGCUUAACGCUGCGGGUACUGCUGUCGAUUAAAUCGUCACAGAUCGAUGCCGCGAUCGAAUCGCUGGACGAUCCGGAGCUGUGCGAUGUGCUGAUGAAGUACAUCUACCGCGGGUUCGAGAUUCCUUCGGAAGGCUCCAGUGGCCAUCUGCUGACCUGGCACGAGAAGGUGUUCGCCAAGGGCGGUGUCGGAAGCAUCGUGCGCGUGCUGUCCGACAGCGCUCGGGCAUAGGUUGCUGCAGUAUUGCCACGGGACCGAAGCGAUCCCGUUCGCGCGUUCCAAAAAGAAAACCGUGCAUGCGAGAGUCAUUGAGUCGAUUAUUUUAUUUUAUGUCCAUCCCUUAGAUAGCACAGUUCCAAGAUCGUAUCGCUGUGCCGGUGCAUUUCGCGAAGCUACAAUUGCCUAAUAAAUAAAGGAAACCCAAUUCACCCCCUAGGCGGUAAGGCGAUAUUUGGGCUUGUUUUGGCGUAGUUUCAAUGCGUUGAA
Messenger RNA from Anopheles cruzii, 765 nucleotides. It is a transcript of the gene Arpc5, whose product is annotated as actin-related protein 2/3 complex subunit 5-C. Gene Ontology annotation, biological process: cell migration; Arp2/3 complex-mediated actin nucleation; regulation of actin filament polymerization. Gene Ontology annotation, molecular function: actin filament binding. The transcript has 3 exons. Bases 49 to 510 code for a protein of 153 amino acids. Gene Ontology annotation, cellular component: Arp2/3 protein complex; actin cytoskeleton; cytoplasm. The record is from RefSeq and is a predicted model, not a curated record. Lineage: Eukaryota; Metazoa; Arthropoda; Insecta; Diptera; Culicidae.